This is a messenger RNA of Aptenodytes forsteri (emperor penguin), 570 nucleotides long. It is a transcript of the gene RAB26, whose product is annotated as RAB26, member RAS oncogene family. The record is from RefSeq and is a predicted model, not a curated record. Gene Ontology annotation, molecular function: GTP binding; GTPase activity. NCBI's taxonomy places the organism in Eukaryota, Metazoa, Chordata, Aves, Sphenisciformes, Spheniscidae. Gene Ontology annotation, cellular component: Golgi apparatus; endosome.
AUGCUGGUGGGCGACUCGGGGGUCGGCAAAACCUGCUUGCUGGUGCGGUUCAAAGACGGCGCUUUCCUUGCCGGCAGCUUCAUUUCCACCGUUGGAAUCGACUUCAGGGUAAGUGUCGUGGCUGACCCCCCGCUCCCAUCUGCCUUCCAGAUCUGGGACACGGCCGGGCAGGCGUUCCGCAGCGUCACCCACGCCUACUACCGGGACGCCCACGCCCUGCUCCUGCUCUACGAUGUCACCAACAAAGCGUCGUUUGACAACAUCCAGGCUUGGCUGACAGAGAUUCAUGAAUACGCACAGCAGGACGUGGUCCUCAUGUUACUGGGAAACAAGGUGGAUUCAGCCCAGGACAGAGUGGUGAAAAGGGAAGAUGGAGAAAAAUUAGCCAAGGAGUACGGCGUGCCCUUUAUGGAGACCAGCGCAAAAAGUGGCCUCAAUGUUGAAUUAGCGUUCACAGCCAUUGCAAAGGAACUGAAGCACAGGUCCGUGAAGCUGCCCAACGAGCCCAAAUUCAAGCUCCACGACUACGUGAAGAAGGAAGUGAGAGGCUCGGGCUGCUGCAGGUCCUAA